Messenger RNA from Theobroma cacao (cacao), 1270 nucleotides. RefSeq names its product Peptidyl-tRNA hydrolase family protein. Gene Ontology annotation, molecular function: peptidyl-tRNA hydrolase activity. Lineage: Eukaryota; Viridiplantae; Streptophyta; Magnoliopsida; Malvales; Malvaceae. The record is from RefSeq and is a predicted model, not a curated record.
UGAAUAAAAGUCUCCCUCCUCUUCUUCCCCUCUCCUUCCUAAACCCUAACCCCUAAAUCAUUAUAAAUUUUUUAUUUAAUAAAAAGGAAAAUCAUGAAAUUAAGUUCAUCAAUCUCUAGCAUUCGAUUUCCAAAUUUUAAUUCCCCAUUCGUUAAAUCUUGCCCUUCCUCUUUCUUUCCUUCAUUCAAAUUUUCCACCACAUCCAAAAGAACAAUGACUCAAUUCCCUAAUUUUUCUAUAAAAAACACAAAUUCUUCUCCCGCCAAUACGGCGGAGGACUCCCAGGUGGCGCCACCCAAGCCCAAGCCAACGCCGCCGCCUCCGCGGCCGUGGCUCAUUGUCGGUCUCGGUAAUCCCGGCAAGAAAUACAAUGGCACUCGCCACAACGUGGGUUUUGAGAUGGUAGAUGCUAUAGCUGAGGCUGAAGGGAUUCCCAUUAACACCGUUAACUUUAAAGCCCUCUUUGGCAAAGGGUUUAUUGGAAAUGUUCCAGUCAUGCUUGCCAAACCACAAACUUUCAUGAACUCAAGUGGUGAGUCUGUUGGGGCCAUUGUCUCGUAUUACAAGAUUCCAUUGAAGCAAGUACUCGUGAUUUUUGAUGACUUAGAUUUACCUUUUGCCAAAUUGAGACUACUUCCAAAAGGCGGACAUGGAGGACAUAAUGGGAUGAGAAGUAUCAUAGAUCAUUUCAAAGGGAGUCAUGACUUUCCUCGUCUAAGAAUAGGCAUUGGACGCCCCCCUGGGAGGAUGGAUGCUGUUAAUUUUGUCCUUCGCCCUUUCAAUAAGCAAGAACGUGAAGAGCUGGAGUUUACAUUUCAACAUGGAAUAGAGGCUGUCCGGAUUCUUUCACUUGAAGGUUUUGAUAAAAGCGCCACAUAUGUCAACAGCGCCAAAGCAAUGGAACAAUUUGGUUAAGUUAUUGCUCUAGGUGGCUACCUCUUGGGUUAAGGCAGCGCAUUGAGGUAAUUUCCGGAAGGAGAAUGUGAAUGUGAAUUACAAUGGAUUGUUAGGAACUUGAUGGAAUUUUCCAGGAUGAAAGUAUUACAAGUAAUUCAGUCGAAAAUUUUGACAAGCUCCCUUUCAUUUAUCAGUCAUUACUAAUUUUAUAUGUCCAUAGGAUGAACAUAUAACCGCUUCAAAGCAUCGGAAUUUAGAAAGAAUUCUUUAAUCAAUAACGAAUAUUGCCUUGACUGAUAAUGGCAAGGAUUUUUCUUUGUAACUUUCUUUCAUUUAGAAAUGAAAAGUGAAAGAUGUCAUUUCUGGUUUUAUA